Messenger RNA from Talaromyces rugulosus, 339 nucleotides. RefSeq lists its product as uncharacterized. The record is from RefSeq and is a predicted model, not a curated record. The transcript has 2 exons. Lineage: Eukaryota; Fungi; Ascomycota; Eurotiomycetes; Eurotiales; Trichocomaceae. Bases 1 to 339 code for a protein of 112 amino acids.
AUGGCUCUUAGUGGCUUGAGGCACAACUACCGCAACAACUCCACCACCACCACCACCAACACCAACACCGGCCGCCGUAACCGUACCUCUAAACGGCGGGCUCCUGUAAACCCUGAGCGGCGCCAACGUCGUGACCAACGGCGGGAGCAGGCCCGUAGGGAGCAGGCGGCCGAAGCCCACCAGCCUCAGGCCCAGCCCCAGGAGCACGGAGUCGACGAAGCCGGUGCCCGAGGAGGCGACCCCCAGACCCAACUGGACCAGCAAAUGGCGGAUUUGGAGAUACCGGCCGAAGCCGGUGAUAGACAAGUUGUGGUCCUCCCUCCUCCCGAUCGACGCUGA